UUUUGACCCUCCGGAGCCGCCGUAGCAAUGGGAGACAACAUGUCAAAGCGUCUGAAGCUCAUCUCGGUAACAGAAGCUGAGAUGGAGGAGCGCUCUUUUCCAAACCCAUACGCUGACUGGGACCAAGGAGUCCUCUCGUCCAAUUCAGGAGCAGAAGCGGAUUACAACGAACCAUUCGACGGGGAAGGAAUGGUGAGCUCAUCCUUCCAAAGGAAAGUCCAGAGUAAGAUAAAAGAUCUGCUUCAGCAAAUGGAGGAGGGCCUAAAGACUGCCGACCCCCAUGACUUCUCUACUUAUACUGGCUGGACUGGCAUCGCUUUACUGUACGUACAGCUCUAUCGUGGAUCCAAUGAUGUCGCACACCUGCAAAGGGCCUUGGACUAUGUGAAGAGAUCAAUGAGGAUCCUAAAUGGCCGAAAAGUGACUUUCCUUUGUGGAGAUGCUGGACCGCUUGCAGUGGGUGCAGUGGUCCAUCACAAACUGGGUAACACCGCUGACAGCAGCGACUGUCUUUCUAGGCUCCUCCAGCUGCAGCGCUCGGUGCUCAGUCCAGAUUCGGAGAUGCCAGACGAGCUGCUGUAUGGACGCGCCGGUUAUCUGUAUGCUCUUUUGUAUGUGAACAAGGAAAUAGGUGGCGACACUGUGGAUGAAGCUACUGUUGCAAAAGUCGUGGGCGCCAUUAUUGAGUCUGGGAAGAAUUUCUCGGCGGAGCUUAAGAAGACAGAACGUUGCCCUCUUCUCUAUGAAUGGCACAAGAAGCAGUACGUUGGCGCUGCUCAUGGCCUGGCGGGAAUCUUUUACAUGCUCAUGCAGCCAGGGGCGAGGGUCCACCCGGACAUACUUUCCGAGCUGGUUCGGCCCAGUAUCGACUAUAUCCGUCACAAGAGAUUUCGUUCGGGCAACUUCCCUUCGUCGCUGAGCAAUGAGAGCGACCGAUUGGUUCACUGGUGCCACGGAGCGCCUGGCGUCAUCCACAUGCUCAUCAUGGCUUAUAAGGUUUUUAAAGAGGAGAAGUAUCUGAAGGACGCGGUAGAGUGCGGCGAGGUGAUCUGGCAGAGGGGGCUUCUCCGAAAAGGUUACGGCAUCUGCCACGGGACGGCCGGCAACGGCUACGCCUUCCUGUCUCUGUAUAAGCUCACCCAGGAGAAAAAGUAUCUCUACCGUGCCUGCAAGUUCGCCGAGUGGUGUUUGGGCUACGGGACUCACGGCUGCCGCAUCCCUGACAGACCUUACUCACUUUUUGAAGGUAUGGCGGGGACCAUCCACUACCUGUCCGAAAUGGCCGCACCUGAAGCUUCCUCUUUCCCCGCCUUUGAACAUUGAUCUGCUGGAGCGAAGAAGGGGUUGAAUUUUGAAGCAGAUGUCAUUUCUUUCGUGUCAUUUCACUCCGGCAAAGUAUUUGAGUUCAAACUACUUAUUAUAGAGGUCAACUUUUAAGGCCCGUGCCAUCAGCACUUGUAUGAGACAUUAAUUUGGACACCUAUGUGUGGUACAGUUUUUGUUUUCGGAUGCAUGCUCAAGUGUUUCUUCAUUUCCUGUCAGCAGGAUUUUUCUUUCUCCCAUCCCCAGUAUUGUUUUUGAUUAAUAAGCCAAACACAAUGCAUGUUUGAUGAUAAAACUAGAAAUGACAUCAAAUGGAUUAAAAAGAUUCUGUGUAUUUUUUGUUAUAUUAAGCACUGAUGCAAAGCGUCAAGUCAUUUGAAAUUGUCACACCUCAGUACAUACUGCAGCUAACAAUAGUUAUUAAGGCCGACAGCAUAUGAAUGCCUAAUUGUCUUCAUGGGCUAAGUCUCAUCUGCAAUGUUAUUAUGUCCUGUUUGAUCAGCCAAUGUGUGUAAUCGUCCGAUAUUGUAUCAACCGUCUGUGUCAAAAAUGUGUACCACUUGUUUUGCAGUAUAUUUUGGAAAAGAACCCAACAGUU
This is a messenger RNA of Syngnathus typhle (broad-nosed pipefish), 1921 nucleotides long. It is a transcript of the gene lancl2, whose product is annotated as LanC lantibiotic synthetase component C-like 2 (bacterial). NCBI's taxonomy places the organism in Eukaryota, Metazoa, Chordata, Actinopteri, Syngnathiformes, Syngnathidae. Bases 28 to 1323 code for a protein of 431 amino acids. Gene Ontology annotation, cellular component: plasma membrane. Gene Ontology annotation, biological process: peptide modification; carbohydrate metabolic process. The transcript has 9 exons. The record is from RefSeq and is a predicted model, not a curated record.